GCAGAGAAAAGGAAAAAAUAAUUCCUCUCCUCGCCGGAACCCUAGAAAUAGAUUCCGUUCAAUUGCUUCAAUUCACUCCGUUUAGUCAUCAGUUUCUCUUCCAAUGGGUUCCAGAGAUGCAGACCCAAGUCUAGGUUAUCUCACUCGCAAGGAAACGGAGGUAAAGCUUCCUAGACCUACGCGGGUGAAGAACAAAACCCCAGCUCCAAUCCAAAUCACCGCCGAGCAAAUCCUCCGGGAAGCUAGGGAACGUCAAGAGGCUGAAAUCAGACCACCAAAGCAGAAAAUCACUGACCCAACAGAGCUUGCCGAUUACCGUCUUCGCAAGAGAAAGGAAUUCGAGGCGUUGAUUAGCCGUGUACGGUGGAACAAGAGUGUGUGGGUGAAAUAUGCUAAGUGGGAAGAAUCACAAAAGGAUUUCAAACGUGCUCGUUCUAUAUGGGAGCGUGCACUUGAAGUGGAUUACCGUGACCAUACCAUGUGGUUGAAGUAUGCUGAUGUGGAGAUGAAGAAUAAGUUUGUUAAUCAUGCUCGUAAUGUAUGGGAUCGAGCUGUUACUCUUUUACCGAGGGUUGAUCAGUUAUGGUACAAGUAUAUUCAUAUGGAGGAGAUGUUAGGUAAUGUGGCUGGUGCUAGACAGAUUUUUGAGAGGUGGAUGGGUUGGAUGCCUGAUCAGCAAGGGUGGUUGUCUUAUAUUAAAUUUGAGUUAAGGUAUAAUGAAAUAGAGAGGGCAAGAGCGAUUUUCGAGAGAUUUGUGCAGUGUCAUCCGAAAGUUAGUGCUUGGAUUAGGUUUGCGAAAUUUGAGAUGAAGAAUGGGGAGAUAGGAAGGGCGAGGAAUUGUUAUGAGAGGGCUGUGGAUAAGUUGGCAGAUGAUGAGGAAGCUGAGCAGUUGUUUGUGGCAUUUGCUGAGUUUGAGGAGAAGUGUAAGGAGACGGAGAGGGCAAGGUGCAUAUAUAAGUUUGCACUUGAUCACAUACCGAAAGGGCGAGCUGAAGAUUUGUACAGGAAGUUUGUGGCAUUUGAAAAGCAGUAUGGUGAUAGAGAAGGUAUUGAGGAUGCUAUAGUUGGAAAAAGGAGGUUUCAGUAUGAGGAUGAAGUAAGGAAGAAUCCACGUAACUAUGACACGUGGUUUGAUUAUAUUCGGCUGGAAGAGAGCGUUGGAAAUAAAGAGAGGAUUAGAGAGGUUUAUGAGAGAGCCAUCGCUAAUGUUCCUCCUGCUGAAGAGAAGCGAUAUUGGCAGCGAUACAUUUACUUAUGGAUUAAUUAUGCAUUAUAUGAAGAGCUUGAUGCAGAAGACAUGGAAAGGACCAGAGAUGUCUACAGGGAGUGUCUUAAGCUGAUUCCGCAUCAGAAGUUUUCAUUUGCAAAGAUUUGGUUGUUGGCUGCCCAGUUUGAGCUUCGGCAGUUAAGACUCAAGGAGGCGCGACUUCUACUUGGAGAAGCAAUUGGAAGGGCUCCUAAAGACAAGAUAUUUAAGAAGUACAUAGAGAUAGAGCUGCAUUUUGGAAACAUAGAUCGUUGCAGAAAGCUUUAUGAGAAGUACUUGGAAUGGUCUCCAGAAAAUUGCUAUGCUUGGAGCAAAUUCGCCGAGUUGGAGAGGUCCUUGUAUGAAACAGAUAGAGCCAGGGCUAUUUUUGAGCUUGCAAUUGACCAACCUGCUCUGGAUAUGCCAGAGUUACUAUGGAAGGCUUACAUCGACUUUGAGAUCUCUGAGGGUGAAUUUGAAAGAACUAGAGCACUAUAUGAAAGACUUCUUAACCGCACAAAACACUUAAAGGUAUGGAUAAGUUAUGCGAAGUUUGAGGCUUCGGCUAUGGAUCCAGAGGCUGAGGAAGAUAUUGAACUGAAAAAGAACUGCCUGCAACGUGCCAGAGAUGUUUUUGAGAGGGCAGUUUCUUACUUCAGAAAUUCGGCACCUGAACUAAAAGAAGAAAGAGCAAUGCUUCUCGAAGAGUGGCUAAAUAUGGAAAGUGGUUUUGCUGAGCUUGGGGAUGUCAGUUUAGUCCGUGCUAAACUACCAAAGAAACUCAAGAAGAGAAGGCAAAUAGACAUGGAGGAUGGUCCAGCAGCUUACGAGGAGUACAUAGACUAUCUUUUCCCAGAGGAAACACAGACCACAAAUCUCAAAAUCUUGGAAGCUGCUUACAAAUGGAAGAAGCAGCGAGUUGCAUCUGAGGAGGAUUAGCCAGCUCUGUUAGCUUCCAUUUGAUUUUGUGUUCUUUUUGUUUUCCCUUUCUCUCUUGUAUUAAAUGUUGAAAGAAAAGUUGUGAAGAGUUUGUAAUACACAUUGUAUCUCUUAUCUCAACAAGUCUAAUCUGGCAUUGUUGUGCACUCAAAAAAGGUGUGGCACAGGAGGCCUAGUAGAAUGCUAUGUAGUGAGACGGAGUAAUCCAAUUUUUUUUUUUUGUUACGUUCUCAUGGCAACGAUGUAUUGUAAAUUAUGUUAGUGUACUUCAACCAGUUUGAACAUAGUUCAUCUAUCUUGAUCAUUUCCCUUAUUACC
This is a messenger RNA of Solanum verrucosum, 2503 nucleotides long. RefSeq lists its product as uncharacterized. The record is from RefSeq and is a predicted model, not a curated record. Gene Ontology annotation, molecular function: protein binding. The coding region runs from base 104 to 2185 and encodes 693 amino acids. The transcript is spliced from 7 exons. Lineage: Eukaryota; Viridiplantae; Streptophyta; Magnoliopsida; Solanales; Solanaceae. Gene Ontology annotation, biological process: mRNA splicing, via spliceosome; spliceosomal complex assembly. Gene Ontology annotation, cellular component: Prp19 complex; U2-type catalytic step 2 spliceosome; precatalytic spliceosome.